GCCAUUCUUUGCAGAAAAUGAAUACACCAGCAGCUCAAUUUCCAUACCCAUGGCAGCGUUGCAAAAUUGUUCACUUGGUGAGGCACGGACAAGCCAUGCAUAAUGUGGAAGGAGACAAGAACCGUGAAGCACUGUUGUCCCCUCACCUAUUUGAUGCCCAACUUUCCCCACUGGGAUUGCAGCAGGUUGACAAACUGCGUAAGGACGUUCAUGCUAGUGGCCUACUUAAGAGGAUUGAUUUAGUCAUCACUUCCCCUUUAUACAGGACCAUGCAAACUGCUUUUGGAGUUUUCGGUAACCCUGAAAGAUCAGCUGACGAUUGCCCACAAAUUAUGGCAGUUGAGCUUUGUCGAGACCGCCUGGGUGUUCGUCCUUGUGAUAUGAGAAGACGAGUCAGCGAAUGUCAAGCUCUUUUCCCUUCAUUUGAUUUUUCAAUGAUGGAUGGUGAAGAUGACAGAAUAUGGAAUCCAGACGUUCGGGAGCCUGAAGAGGAAAUAGCUGCCCGAAUGGUUUUAUUUAUGAAAUGGCUAUGGACAAGGCCGGAGCAGGAGAUUGUUAUAGUCAGCCAUGGCAUAAUCCUUCAGCACAUUCUAUACAUACUUGGAAAUGACUGCCAUCAAACAGUUAGAUCAGCUUUAUGCAAACGGUUUGACAAUUGUGAGCUACGAUCCGUGGUCAUCGUGGAUAAAAGCUUGGGGGCAGCUGACUCACAGGUUUGCUCACCUACUCCAAGUGGUGUUGCGAAAGCGAAGGUGUUAAGGGAGCAAGUUUCCAAUUAAUUGCACUCACUUUGAAACAAUAGAUUUAGCGUUGAACUUGAACGCUCGAGACUUCUUUAAU
Hibiscus syriacus is the source of this 840-nucleotide messenger RNA. RefSeq names its product phosphoglycerate mutase-like protein 1. The transcript has 9 exons. Gene Ontology annotation, cellular component: cytoplasm. Gene Ontology annotation, molecular function: phosphatase activity. The record is from RefSeq and is a predicted model, not a curated record. Bases 18 to 779 code for a protein of 253 amino acids. NCBI's taxonomy places the organism in Eukaryota, Viridiplantae, Streptophyta, Magnoliopsida, Malvales, Malvaceae.